Olea europaea var. sylvestris is the source of this 536-nucleotide messenger RNA. Its product is annotated as histone H4. The transcript has a single exon. Gene Ontology annotation, biological process: nucleosome assembly. Gene Ontology annotation, molecular function: DNA binding; protein heterodimerization activity; structural constituent of chromatin. Gene Ontology annotation, cellular component: nucleosome. Lineage: Eukaryota; Viridiplantae; Streptophyta; Magnoliopsida; Lamiales; Oleaceae. The record is from RefSeq and is a predicted model, not a curated record. Bases 67 to 378 code for a protein of 103 amino acids.
CAAAUCCAUAUCAUUAAUCAAUCAUAAUUCAGAAGUUGCACAUAUCUCAGUUAACAGAAGGCGACAAUGUCGGGUCGGGGCAAGGGCGGCAAGGGUUUGGGAAAGGGUGGCGCCAAGCGCCACCGCAAGGUGCUAAGAGACAAUAUCCAAGGUAUCACUAAGCCGGCGAUUCGGCGGUUGGCUCGUCGUGGCGGCGUUAAGCGCAUCAGUGGCCUCAUCUACGAGGAGACUCGUGGCGUCCUUAAGAUCUUCUUGGAAAAUGUAAUCCGUGAUGCCGUAACAUACACAGAGCAUGCUCGCCGUAAAACUGUCACUGCCAUGGAUGUUGUUUAUGCUCUUAAGAGGCAAGGCCGCACGCUCUAUGGUUUUGGAGGCUGAUUUCUACGUGGCUUCUGGUGUAAAUGAGUUGUUUCAUUUUGUUCAGGGUAUUUACCUAGUCUUGAAUCUGUUCUUAUGUCUCAAUGUAUGACUAUCUUUCUACAAUUGUUCUUUCUUUUAUUGGCUAAAUGAAAUUUUCUUUUCUAUUUUAGUUUUAA